AUGGUACCAACACUUCACCACAUCUCACGAUCUCUUCCAUUAAUCAUCAUCCUUCAAGUCUUGCUACUUCUAAAAUCUAUUACCGGAGACUCAAAACCAAAUAUUGCUUCCCAAUAUUGUAUUAACAGCACUAGAAAUUACACAAAAAACAGCCAAUACCAAAACAAUCUCAACACCCUCCUCAAAGAUCUUGUAUCCCAUGCCACAAAAACCAAAUACUUCAACACCUCUAAAGGCGAAAGUACCCCUUCUGAUAAAGUCUUCGGUCUAUUCUUUUGCAGAAGUGACAUUGAUACUCGACUCUGCAACGACUGUGUGCAAUCCGCAGCAUAUGAAAUUGUAAAACGCUGUCCUGGUAGAAAAACCUCUCUUAUUUUCUACAAGGAAUGUACAUUACGGUAUGCAAACCGCUAUUUCUCAAACCACCCUGAAGAAUACGACGCUUGGAUGACUUGGAGAAGCGUCGGAAACACGUCUUAUCCCUCUAAAAUUGAGCAGGUUCUUCCAAGUAUAAUGGAGUUCAUUAUUAUGAAUGCGUCUUACCAAGCUGCUUAUCGUGGUUUUGCUACGAGAGAGGCUGAUCUCUCUCGUGGUAUGAACUUGUAUAGUCUCGCGCAAUGUACACCAGAUAUACUUGGUUUACAGUGUGAGAAAUGCUUGCGUUUUGCUUAUAAAGAUUUGAUAGAUGAUUGUUGUAGAAGCCAAACGUUGGCCAUUCUCCGGCCUAGUUGUAUGCUGAUUUAUGAUACAGCGCCUUUUUAUGUACUCCGGCCUCCCCCUCUGCUGCCUUCUUCACCACUCUCACCAGAUUCCGGUGGAGCAACGAACAAGAAUAAUAGUGUUGUGUACUACAUUAUCCGAGCUGGAAUUCCUGCAGCAGGCUUCAUUGUGCUACUUCUAUGUGCUGUUAUUGCUUUCUACGUUCAUGGAAGGAGAAAGAAGAAGAACAACAACAACUUGGAAAAAGACAACGCUACCAUCGAGUCAUUGCAAUUUGAUCUCGAAUCCAUCAAGCUCGCAACAAAUAAUUUUUCAAAUGAUAACUGGCUCGGAAGAGGUGGAUUUGGCAUCGUCUAUAAGGUUAAACUAUAA
Spinacia oleracea (spinach) is the source of this 1092-nucleotide messenger RNA. RefSeq names its product cysteine-rich receptor-like protein kinase 25. The transcript is spliced from 4 exons. Lineage: Eukaryota; Viridiplantae; Streptophyta; Magnoliopsida; Caryophyllales; Amaranthaceae. The coding region runs from base 1 to 1092 and encodes 363 amino acids. The record is from RefSeq and is a predicted model, not a curated record.